UUGGCAUACUGUGAAUGGACUAUUGAUAGCAAAGCGCAAUGCAUCCUUUGAGACGUUUGGCGUGUAGCCGUUGGUCGUUUCUACUAAACAUUAGAGCACCAAGCGUUAAGACGUUCAGCCACAAAAGUCAGAAGAGACAGUUUAACACCUCCAGUAGCCAUAUGACAAUCAUGCCUGCUUGGGUGAUCGAUAGAUACGGCAGCAAUAGUGUCUUGCGGUAUACAAAAAAUGCCGCGUUUCCUAUCAUCAACUACCCAAAUGAAGUAAUCAUCCAAGUUCAUGCCGCAGGUCUCAACCCCAUUGACGUCAGCAUGAGAGGUGGGUAUGGGGCUGCUUCUAUGGCCAUGAAGAGAGACCCGCUGAAUGUUAAGCAGUCGGGCAGUGAGUUUCCUCUUAUAUUGGGCCGCGAUGUUUCCGGAGUCAUCAUGGAGUGUGGUCUGGACGUGGCACCUGUCUACUUCAAAGAGGGCGAUGAGGUGUGGGCAGCUAUCCCGCCUUGGAAGCAGGGCAGUCUGGCUGAGUUUGUGGUAUUGAGUGCAAAUGAGGUGUCCAAAAAGCCCAAAUGUCUGUCUCACACGGAGGCAGCGGCCAUUCCUUACGUGGCUGCAACGGCAUGGUCUGCCCUGGUCAACACCGGAGGUCUCACUAUGGACAACUGUGCCAAGAAACGAAUUCUGAUCCUGGGAGGUUCAGGAGGAGUCAGAACAUUUUCCAUACAGAUGCUGAAGGCUUGGGGGGCCCAUGUGACUGUGACCUGUUCCCAGAAUGCAGAGCGUCUGGUGAGGGGUUUGGGCGCGGAUCACGUCGUGGAUUACACCGCUGGGCCUGUUGAGGGGCCACUGAGGGCCCUCGAAAAGUUUGACCUGGUUCUGGAUAAUGUGGGCGGGGCCACGGAGAGCUGGGCUCUGGGGCUGCUGAAGCCAUGGUGUGGCGCCAAGUACGUAACCCUGGUAACGCCCUUCCUCCAGAACACAGACCGGCUGGGGGUCGCUGACGGAAUGCUCCAAACAGGGGUCACCGUGGCCGCCAAGGCGCUCAAGCAUUUAACCAAGGGAGUACACUAUCGCUGGGGGAUGUUUGCCCCGAAUGGACUGGCCCUGGAUGACAUCAGUGAGAUGGUGGAUGCAGGAAAGAUCUGUGCGGUGGUGGAGGCGGAGUUCAGCUUCUCCCAGGUGCCCCAGGCCAUGCUGAAGGUGGAGAAGGGUCAUGCCAGGGGGAAGACUGUGGUCACAGUCCCCUGACCUACAUGAACACUGUCCACAUUUUCCUUCAGUAUCAACAGUGCAACGUUUCUGAGGACAAUGGAACUGAUCAGCUUGAAACGUGGUCUAGAAAUGAUGGAUGUAUUUGUCAGAGAUCGUGACUGUCUGUCGAAGGUUAUAAUACCUGUUUGUAGUCAUGUGAUAAUUAAAGCCGUUUCAAGUCCUUGA
Molecule: messenger RNA, 1430 nt
Organism: Esox lucius (northern pike)
Lineage: Eukaryota; Metazoa; Chordata; Actinopteri; Esociformes; Esocidae
Gene: rtn4ip1
Product: reticulon 4 interacting protein 1
Exons: 9
Coding region: 39-1241 (400 amino acids)
Cellular component (GO): mitochondrion
Molecular function (GO): oxidoreductase activity
Source: RefSeq, a predicted model, not a curated record